AUGGAGGAAUCCUGUCCAACAAUCAACAUCAUCCGGAUAGUUAUUAAAGAAUGUUUACGAAAAUUGGAAAUUUUAUCCUGGUGCUGCCUAAACGAAACGUUGAAGGAUGCAACGGGCACAUUCACUAUAGCCAGUUUGUUGCGCUCUAGGAAAAAAGCACUGCAAAGCAUAGAUAUUCAAGUUUCGAGAAGUAACGACAGUUUAGAACCAUUAAGCAAAUUGCCAUCAUCUAAUCAGAGUCUCAGCCACGGUGACUAUAGCGCAUCCGGAGAAGAUAGAGUGUACUAUGAUCGUUUUCACUACCUUGACAGGUGUAAAGUUAUACAACAAAUGUGGAAAAAAGUUAAUGUCCUCAAGCUACAACAUCAUGGACUAAAUCGAAUGCUACAUAAGGAAACACAAGUGGAGAUAACUAAACAACGAUUCAUUAAAUCAUGGGAAACUGCACGCAAGGAGCAGCUGCAGCAGUCAUUAUCGCUGCAGCUAGAUCAGCUUCAUGAGGAACAGCUUAUAAAAACACGCGAGCACUCGAAUGCAAUUGAAGCGGCUGCUUUAAUAGAGCAAUAUUAUGAUUGGAAACUUGCUUGCAUCGAACGUGACAUAGAUGAAUGGAUGAGCCGAUUUGAUCGCGAAAAAGAGCAACAAGAUUCGCGUUUUCAAAAAGCACGUGCAACGGAAAAAAUUUGGAAUGAAUUAAAGCAUAAUCUGCAGCUGUACGAGUUGGAAGUGUCUCAAUUGGAGGCUAAUUUGAAACGUUUGGAAGAACGAGUAAAAUACAAGGAGUUGUGCCAGCGAAUGGCUGUGAAACUGCAGGCUUGGUGGCGUGGUGUUAUGGUUCGUAAAGGUUUUGGUACAUUCGAUACCUCUGGUAAACGCAAGAAAACUAAAAGCAAAGGAAAAGGGUCAAAGAAGGCGAAAAAAUAA
This is a messenger RNA of Anopheles nili, 924 nucleotides long. Its product is annotated as dynein regulatory complex protein 9-like. Gene Ontology annotation, molecular function: protein binding. Gene Ontology annotation, cellular component: cytoplasm; motile cilium. The record is from RefSeq and is a predicted model, not a curated record. NCBI's taxonomy places the organism in Eukaryota, Metazoa, Arthropoda, Insecta, Diptera, Culicidae. Gene Ontology annotation, biological process: cilium organization. The transcript has 2 exons. The coding region runs from base 1 to 924 and encodes 307 amino acids.